GUUAUGUUUCGAAUCGGGCGAGAAUUUCACUUUUCACGUACUUAAUGUUCAGUUAACACAAAAAAAAACAUGCCUGCGGGAGUUUCUUUUACACCAAGAAGUAUCUGUGCCUUCAUAGCACUCGGAUUAGUUCGAGGGACAUUCUCCAUAGCGAUUUACUUCGCAGACAAAUCAUACAAGUCUUCAAGUUUGGUAUUCUUGUUGCGAACUCCCGGAACUAUAAUACUCUACGUCCUGUUGGCGAUAUUUAUGGCUUGUAGAGAUAGAGAGAGCAGACAUAUUUUUUCACAGAAUCUUCGAAAUGGUCAAAAUUAUUGGAAAUCUGCUAUUAUGGGAUUUGUGCAGCUCGCUGCUCCGUAUUUAUUGUUUAUGUAUGGUCUGAAAGUUCUUAGUCCGACUGCUGGUGGAGUGUACAUGGCUGCUGCGCCGUGGUUAGCGACUAUUUUAGAAAGAUUUCCUUGUAUAAAGUAUAAGUCAGGAAUGACUCCUUUAAAGAUACUGGCACUAUCGAUAGGCUUYACUGGAGUCAUUAUAGUUUCAGUAGCAGACAUACAGCUGGCAUUAGGCUCUGAUGGCAGCUGUAACUGGAUAAAAGUCAAUGGAACUGGCAAUAUAAUAACCAAAAACCAUACCAAYAGGAGUACUCCUGCUCARCAUAAAUGCACAAAAUAYACCUCAACACAAGUAUGUUUGUCUUUGUUAGCACUUUUUGGUGGCUCCUUGAUGUGGUCUGUUAGUUCAGUGUUUUGGAGAGCUAAAAGAGGUGAAAUUCAUUACRUAAUGGCAGGAGUAUGGAAUAACACUUUUGCUGGACUCUAUGCAUUAGCAUUCUGGCUUGCUUUGAGAAAUUAUGAACAAGAAAAUUUUUGUAAUAUCAAUAUAAUAUUAUUAUUUGACAUCACUCUCUCAGGGCCUGCUGCAACAAAUAGAGUGUUAUGUUUAGUGCCACUGUUUACAUGGAUAGAGGACUGGAUGCUUGUGAGACGGUUCAAGGAAUAUAAUGAUAAUACGAUGCUGAUAGCUUUAGAAGUCAUAGGACUAGUACUGACAUUCUCAGGCCUUAUAACAUCRAGUCUGGAAAUGGAGAAUAUACAUAGUUCUCUACAAGCACCCCUUCUUGCACCAACUUCAGRAUCAAAUGAAAGAGAUUAUGGCCCAUUURAUGGCAGCUAUCGAGGGUUAGAUGAYGGAGGUACAUCAGAGGAAGAAAUUGACACAGGAAGACAUCAGCCAUCAAGUCCCUUUCCACCACUGGUUGAAGUCAAACCAGAUGAUUAAAAAAGUGUUGAUUAAAAUUUUUUUAACUUUUUUACUAUGGACCGAUGGACCUCAAUGAUUGAGUGAUUUUCAUUGGACUGUGAAAUAGUUCUUAGACAGGGUAAUAGAUGCAAGUAGACUCUACACCCAUUGUUUUCUUUUAUUAGAGUCAUUUUCGUCCRUCUGUGAAAUUGGCCGAUAACAAAACGAAAAAGGGACUGGGUACGAACUKUCAAAUCUAAUUAAAUAAUGGUUCCAGAGAGAAUAACCCCAUCAUGUGAAAGAGCACCUUAUAAAAGGCUUACUGAAUAAGUUUCAUGAUGUUUGAACUUAUAGCAAUAAAGUUACGGACAUUCAAACCAUGCCAAAAUUACAAAGAAAUGUAUGGCGUCCAGCCAAAGCGUCCAGCCAAACAUACAUUCUUUGUAAUUUUCGAAAUUUUUGAAAAAUUAUAUUCCCAAUUCUAAUGACUUAAACUUGCUCAAACUUUWAAGUUUAGCUAAUUUAUAUGUGCUUUAUCHAUCAACAACAGAUUUCUGUAAGAUUGUAGCACUUUUAAAAUUUUCAGUCCCAGGCCCCUGCUCGUUUUGUUUGUUAUCGGCUAAUAGGAAUUGUACUGUUAAAUACUACUACCCCCUAUUAGCUCCCAAUAGUUUAACUUAUGACAUGGAACAAACAAAUUAGGCAAACAUGGUUUUGAUUUUGCCUUUUGGUAGCCUAGAGUGCUCG
Molecule: messenger RNA, 1986 nt
Organism: Exaiptasia diaphana
Lineage: Eukaryota; Metazoa; Cnidaria; Anthozoa; Actiniaria; Aiptasiidae
Exons: 5
Coding region: 70-1278 (402 amino acids)
Cellular component (GO): membrane
Source: RefSeq, a predicted model, not a curated record